AUGUGUUUCUAUCAUCAGUCUUCCUCAUAACGUUAGUUUGUUGAAAAAAGUGUGAUAAAAAAAUCAAACCAUACAAUUGCAACUUUACAACACCAUAAUGUCCGAAGGAGUUCCUCAGUUAUCAUAUUCUUUGAAUUUAUCUUUUAAUGAAAACACUGCGAACAAAAGUAAUAUUGCAGAUUCCAGACUUCAAUAUGUGAAAAUAAAUCGUGAUAACACUAUUAAAACGAAUUCUGCAUCUCCUUCAACAUUGUUAAACACAACAGUUCCUGAAGCACUGCAACAAGUGCUAAAACAUUAUGGAGUUGAAGACAAAAUGUUUCAUAAGAGGGAUUUGUCAUCCUUUCGUUUUUCAUCAGCAAAGCUUCCGGAAGAAAGAAGUAUUGCUGUAAAUGAUAUAACAUUCUCUAAUUUUCGAAAAAUCCAAAAUGAUUCUUUUUUGAAUUCAACAUCUUAUGCAUCUAUUCAAAGGAAGAAGAAAAAAAAUCGACCGAUUAAAAUUGAUACAAAUCACAAACUCAAAUACUCUGCAUUAAAUAAAUUUGAGAAGAAAAAAAGACAUGAAAAAGAUUUAGUAGUGCAGAAAAAUUGUGAAAAAUAUUGUACUAAAGAUUCAGUCUGUAAGGAAAUUAAAAUUAUAGAGAAUGUGGUCUUACAAAAAGCUGAAACUAAUAGGAAAUAUGAUAGCUCAAACAAAUAUAUUUCUAACUUGUUCUCAAACGAAAAGAUCAAUGACCAUAAAAUUAUGGAUAACAAGGAUAAGCUCUUUCCCGAUGGUAAAGAACAUAAGGAGAUUAUUGGCAGCGGAGAAUUGAAAGAAUUGGAACUUGAGAGAAGAAGAAAUGAAGUAUCUAUUGAUAACUCCAAUGAAAAUGUUCAAUCAUCUUUUCAGAAUAAAUCAGAUGAUUCAAAUCAGGAGAAAAAUAAGACUUCUGAUGCAUUAAUGUAUUGGGGAGAUCAAAACAAAAUGGGACAGAAGUGGAAAAAAGUAAAAGAUAAUAUCUCUAUAAAAGACAUAGGCAAAAGAAAUUUUUCUUUAAAUGUCAAAAACUGUAUGAAUAAAUAUAUUAAAGAUGAAUCCUUAGCAGUUUCUAACAGUGAAGGAAAUCAUUCAGUAUUAGAAUCUUGCGAUGAAGUAGGGAAAAUAUUGAAAGACAGCAAGGCGAAGUCUAGAUCAAAGAGUUCAGUUAGGGGCAAUUUAGAUUUUAAAGAAAAUGAAUAUAAUAUUUGUAAGUCUUCCACGUACAAAGAUGAAAGGGAUAUAAAGUCAAUAGAAUUUUUGGAAAUAUCAAAAGAUCUUGUUUACAGUAUCGAUAAAGUGGAAAGUAUAAUUGGUGAGAAACUUGAAGGUGUUGAAGAAGAGGAUGAGAAGCUAAUGAGGACAGAUGAAAAAUUGAUUGAAGAAGAAAAAGAGAUCAGUUCCUUCAAUUAUAUUGAUGAUGAAAACCAGGAAGAUGCAAUAAACAAUGAUGAAAAAAAUUCUAUGAAAGCAAAAAUUGAGAAUUUCUCUGUAAAUAAUGAAUUAAAUAUUGAAUUGCCCAUUCUAUUUGUUGAUGAUAUGGGGAAUAACCAAAUCACCCAAAACCAUAAAAAAAUCAGGGAAAUUGAUUCAGAAGUAUGUGAUACAAAAAUUGAAAAACUGCAAACUCGGAAAUAUGUUGAGGGAAAAAGAAGUGAGUCAAUGAAAAAUCAGGAGUAUUUGGCUGUUGAUGAAAAUAAUUUCAAUAUAAAUACAGAUGAAGCUCAUGCAGAUGAGAAACGUAGUAAGAAGAAGGAGGAACAGCCAAAUGAAAAACAAGAAAUCUUUGAGAAUAGUAUUGAAGGCUCAAAUGAUAAUUUUUCUUCUUACAAGGUGAUUCAAAAUGAUAUGCAGUGCAAACUAAAAUAUGUUACUGGAAGAAAGAAGAAGGUUAAAGAUACGGGAAUUAAAAAACAAAUUUUUAGAGGAACAAAAGAAAAAAAUAGCAUGGAAAAAAUUCCUCAUGAGGUAGACACUACAAAAUUGGAAAAAGAAAUGGACCUAAAAAUCAGCGAAACAAGCAAGGAUGAACAUUCAGAAUUUGGAGAAAUCAUCAACUGGGCAUCAGGAGAUAUGAAAUCAGAGAAAUCCACAAAGAUGAUGGGAAUCAUUGAAGAAAAUGGUCAAAAUUUCGAUGAUAAGUCGAAAAAUUCCAAAGGAACAAAGGGAGAAAAUCCAGAUAUAAAUGAAGAAAUAAAAAGCUUUAAUAGCUCAGGAAUUAUUCAACAAGGAGUCGACACUAAGGAAUUUGAAGACAAAAUGGACAUAAAUAUCAGGGAAACAAGCAAGAAUGAACAAUCAGAAUUAGGACAAACCACCAACUCGGCAUCAGCUAAUAUGAAAUCUGAAAAACCCACAAAGAUGAAGCAAAUUACUAUUAAAAAAAAUAGUCAAAAUUCCGAUGAUGAGACAGACAAUUCCAAAAGAACAAAAGGAGAAAAUCCAGAUAUAAAUGAAGAAAUUAAAAGCUUUAAUAGCUUAGGAAUUAUUCAACAUGGAGUCGACACUAAGGAAUUUGAAGACAAAAUGGAGAUAAACAUCAGGGUAACAAGCAAGAAUGAACAAUCAGAAUUAGGACAAACCACCAACUCAGCGUCAGCUAAUAUGAAAUCUGAGAAACCCACAAAGAUCAAGCAAAUUACUAAUGAAGAAAAUGGUCAAAAUUCAGAUGAUACGAAAAAAAAAUUCAAAGGAACAAAAGAAAAAAGGCCAGAUAUAAAUGAAGAAAUGAAAAGCUUUAAUAGCUUAGGAAUUAUUCAACAUGGAGUGGACACUAAGGAAUUUGUAGACAAACUGGAGCUAAACAUCAGGAAGACAAGCAAGAAUGAACAAUCAGAAUUAGGAAAAACCACCAACUCAGUGUCAGCUAAUGUGAAAUCUGAGAAACCCACAAAGAUCAAGCAAAUUAUUAUUGAAGAAAAUGGUCAAAAUUCAGAUGAAACGAAAAAAAAAUUCAAAGGAACAAAAGAAAAAAGGCCAGAUAUAAAUGAAGAAAUGAAAAGCAUUAAUAGAAUGGACAUUAUUCCUCAUGAGAUGGAAACUAAUGAAUUGGAAGACAAAAAGGAGCUAAACAUCAUCGAAACAAGAAAGCAUGAACAUUCAAAAUUAGGAGAAAUCAUCGACUGUGCAUCAGCAAAUAUGAAAUCAAAGGAAUCUAUAAUGGUAAAGCAGAUUGAAGAAAAUGGUCAAAAUUCAGAUGAAGAGAAAGAGAAAAGACAUGGAAAUACAAGUCCAAAGUCGAAACAUAAAAGUAUUGGGAAGUCCAAAAAAAAAUUGAAAAAGAACAUUCUUAACCAGAUAAUUAACAGGUUGAAUUUAAGCGAAGAUGAACUGAUAAGAAAUGUCAAUGUUAACGCCAAUAAAGAAGUGAAACCUAAUGAAAUUGGAGAAUGUAUUUUACCCAAAAUUAUUGACAAUAUCAAUCCGAAUAUUCCAGAACAGAUAAAUGAAGAUUUUGGGGAAUCAACAACCGAGGUCAAGGUAUUCAAUAAAGAAAUAAAAAAUAAUAUUGAGAAAGAAAAACUAUCAAGAAGAAAAGGAAAUAAACAACUUCAGAAAGGUUUUGAUGGCAACAUCGACCACAAGAAUGAAAUAGAAAAUGGGAUUAUGUCAACUGAAAUAGAAAAUAGUAAAACAGAGAAGGAAAUCUCUAGCACCAAACAAAAUGAAUCAUGCUGUGCACAUACUGAGCAAGAAAAUGGAACCUCUGUAGUCGCUGAAGUAAAAAAAGAACCAAAAAAAUCUAAGAAUAAGCUCAUUAAGGCAAUUUUGGAGGAUAAAAUAGGAAUAAUUCAGAGUCCUGAAUUUGGAAAAAAAACCAGAAAAACUAAAACUUCAACUUCUGAUUCUCUAUUUUCUGAUCAAGAAAAUUUGGCAGAGGAUAAAGUGUUCUCCAGGAAGAGGAAAAAACAUAAAAAAUUGUUUGAUGUAGAAAAUUAUACUUCAAAAUUCAUGAAUGAUUCUAGAGAAAUUACGACAGGGCCUGAAGAUGAAACCAGUAAUAUUGCAAUCCUUUCAAGAACUAAAAGGAAGAAGGAAAAGAAGAAGUUAGGACCAUUUAAAGAAACUGAAAACUAUUCUGAAAUUAUAUCGCUAAAGCAUCAAGAAGAACAAAACAAUGUAUUAAUUUAUGAUAAUGAAGUGAUUAGAGCAGAAAAUAUUGAAGUUGAAAGGAAACAUAUAAGUCAACUAAACGAAAAGGAAAAUUCCGAAGACACACUGAAAUCUCUAAUUAAAAGACAACCUUCAUUAAUUGAAGGAAAAAGAGAAGAAAUGUGUGAUAAUUCAAAGACACAAAAAAAAAAUCUCUGUAGACAUAAUGAAAACCAUGAUUUUGCAAAUGCCAAAAAUUUUCAAGAGAAUGCUUCUCAAGAUGAUGUUGAAUUUGAAAAAAAAACGAAAAUGAUUAAGAAAAUGCACGAUAAAGUUAAAAAAAAUAUAAAUAACAUAGUUGAUUCUGAAAAUGAAACGAAACCUCCCCAUAAACAAAAAAGUAUGAAACCAAAAAUUAAGUUGAAUGAUCAUAUAUCUAAUAUUCUUUCUGAUAAAUUCAAAACAUUCUUUGAAAGGCUGGAAAAUAGUGAUGAAAAAAAGAAGAAUAAAGCUACUUUCAAAUCAAAAGAGGGGGAGAAUACUGAAUUAGAAAGACCAUAUAUUUUGGAGCAUGAAAAAAUAUCAAAAAAAUCAGAGUCAUCAAGUAUCCAUAAUAUUUCGAUCAAUUCCUAUUGCGGUAGAGGACAGGAUAAAGGAAAUAUUGAUGACGUUAUGGAUUUAGAAUCAUCUGACGAGGAUCCAGAAGAGGAAUAUAGAAAAAUGCAGUCUUACAUGAAUAAUGCUCAUGAUAGACCAUCGGAUGAUUUUGUUGAGCAGCUUAUUGAGAAAAAAAACAAAAGUGUUGAAUUGAUGUUAUCAGAUGAGAAACCCUUGCUUUCAUCUGAAUUGAUCGAUCAAGUAAAUAAAGAUAUUAUUGAUGAUAAUAUGGAUUUAGUAUCCCUAGGAAAUCCUGAGUUAGAAUGCAAACAAAGUAAUUCUCCCAUGUGGUUGCAAAAGAAAACUACUGAGUCAGAUUCCGAAAGUACACACCUUGAUAAUUGUGAAAAAUUCAGCAAAAAAAUUUCAAAUAGCAACAAAAAAUCACCAUCAAGUAAAAAUAGAAAAUCCAGUGCAGAUAAUGAGGAUGGGCUGUCUUCUAUUGAUAGGGAUAAUCGAAAAGAUUCAAAACGUAAUGAUGGAGGUGGGCAGAUCGGUACAUGGACAAAUAAUGUCUUGAAUUCCCCACAGAAUCUUGAAAAAAAUCUUGAAGAAAAUGAAAAUAUCCCAAGUAAUGUUACAUAUCUUAAUGAUGACAUGGAAUUGGAACCAGAUAAUGGAUUACAAUUGCGGGAUCAGAAAUGUGAGACUUCUUUGUUGUCCCCACAAAAAAAUAAUAUACAAAAGACUAGCAGAAGUAUGAACUCUUCAAGUAGCAUAAAACAUUCAUCCAAGUGUAGCAAACCAAAUGAGGGGGAUACAGAAAAAACUGAUAUUCUAAAAAAAACUAUGUCAUGUAAAAAUGAUGAAAUAAUUGAAAUCGAAACGACCUCUGAAGUUUUUAUACCAAAUGAGAUCAAAUCAAUUACUGAAAUUAAUAUAACUGAUUCUGAGCACAACAUAAAGGAAGUUGACAAUGAACUGAAUAUGGAUAAAAGGAAAGACACUCAAUCUUACAUCAAUACCUUUAUUCGACAAUCUAAACUAGGUAUAGACAUUGCAUCAGAAGUAAUGACUGGUGGAGUAAUAUCAACAAUAAGUGAACUUCCAAAUGUAAGUAAACGCUCCAAUGACCUUUCUAUAAAAAAAGUGAGCAAACGUAGAAGAAAAUCCGAUGCAAAUGACGGAACUCCCAAUAAAAAUUGUGCUGAAAAUCCGAGCAAAAAAAGGAAAAUUCUAAAGAGUCAAACAGGAAAAUUGAACAAAAAGAAAAAUAUUUCAACUAACGAUCCAAAUACAACUAAAUCUAGAAGUAUUUUGGAAUACUUCAAAAAAGAAAAUGAUCAAAAAGAUUUGAGUAAAAGUGAGUCAGCAUCGAAUAUCGAUAUUGAAGGCGAUAUGUCUGUUAUUAAUGAUGAUGUUAAUGAAAUGCUCAGUCAUGGAGACAAAAAUAGUGAAAAAAAUCACAAAUGUGUUGCCAAAAAUUUCGAACAAAAAUUGGAUUCAAAUAAUGGCCAGAAAAGAAAUCUGUACUCAUUUGCUGAUAUUUUAUCUCAAUCUCACACAAAACAAAUGAAAGAAGAAUUCGAUGAAAUCUGUAAUGAAUCGUCCAGAUGUGAUGUAAAUGACUCAGAACCCAGCGAGUCUUUUUCAAACAAUUCAUCAUACAUUGAUGAUCCUGUGAACCCACCAAGAAGGAUAAAAAAUAACAGUCCUGAAACUUCCCCUGACAAAGAUGAGAGAGAUUCAAGAAAAAGUUUAGCCACAAAACUAAGAAGGCGUACAGUUGAUUACCGAUCUCCAACUAAGAAAGAAUUGAAAGAAAAAGAAAGGAACACAAAAAUAAUAAAACUUAUAAAACAGUCGAAAUCUAUUUGGGAAAUUAAAAAGGAACUAAACAUUCCUCAAAGCAGUCAUUUAAAAAAAGAAAUCAAGGAUUUGAAUGUUGAAAAUCCUUUUCCUUUAUCACCAAUUCAGAAAAUCGCAUAUUUCAUCAUUACUCCUCCAUCAGAUGAACAGAGAGAAGCACUUCAUGCUGAAGGAAUCAAGCUGAAAUUAGGACUUUUCACUGAAGAAGAAGACAAUAAGAUUAUGAAAAACUGGAAGAAAUUUUGUGAGCAUCAUGAUUGGGAUGGCACAUACUAUUUGCCAUUCAUGAACCGCUCUAGGAAAGCUAAACAUGGCGUUUUGCCAGAUAAACAAUUGGUUUUAUUUGUGCAAUUUAUUUCUCAUGGAUUCGAAAAUAGAACAAUGAAUACUAUAUAUGAAAGAUUCCGAAGAAUAAUCUCAAGUGAAGUGCAAAAUUCUGGAAGAUUUACUGCUGAAGAGGAUGAAAUAAUCAUGGAGUACUUGAGGACCAACAAUUGUAUAAAGCGUUUCACAGACAUUGCUACAAUAUUGAAUAGGCCUCGAGAUGCUGUUGCCAGGAGGUACAACUUGCUAAAAAUGAAGAAGAAACUGAAAUUGACAAGAAUACAUUGGACUAAAGCUUUGGCCGAAAAGCUUUUGGUCGCUUUAGUAGAAGAGACUUGCACCAUAAGUUUAUCAGAGCUGAAAAAUCGUAAAAUCUCGUCACAAGUAUGGGCUCGAGUUGGAAAAAGAAUGAAACUUCCAGCUGUUAGAAUUAGGAGGACAUGGUACCUCAAUUUUUACCCUAGAUUCUUCGCACAAAAUUAUUUCGAAAAUAUUGGUGAUACCAGAAAAAAAUUGAUCGAUAUCGUGUCUGCGAGAUAUUCACGCUGGAGAGGUAUCGAUUGGGGAGUAGUGGCUAGAGAAAUGGGAGAUGGUUUUCCAAGAAGCAAAUGCAAUAAACUUUUGAGAGAUCUCGUCAGAAGUAAAGUUCCACUGCAUAUUCGCGAUAAUUUGAAUGAUGCUUUGUUAUUCUUGAGGGGCAAAGACCUUUCUUCAAGAAAUGAUCAUUUCAGUUUUUUGAAGGAAAUAAUGGAGCAGACGAAAAAUGGAACCAUUUUACCGAACUUCGAAAGUAAAAAAAAUGAAGAAACUAAUGAACGGGUGUGAUUAUUAAUUUACGAAUUUUUUUUGUUAUUUUGUUAUUGUUUCAUAACUUUUGUGAACAAAUUCAGGAUAUUGGUCUCUGAGUUAUUUGGAGCCGGAAAGGUAUUUUAGUCCUUUGUCUGGAAAUGCUUGGUUUCCAAGAUACAGACAGAGCAGGGCGUUGAAUGUAUUCCAAAUGAAUAACGAAUUCCUCUUCAUUUUUGAAACAGCUUGAGAUAUUUUAACGAGGUUUGGUCAAGAUGGAUACCUUAUUAAAGUGAUUAUUUCACAUUUAAUAACUCAUCUU
This is a messenger RNA of Coccinella septempunctata (seven-spotted ladybird), 8009 nucleotides long. RefSeq lists its product as uncharacterized. The coding region runs from base 98 to 7726 and encodes 2542 amino acids. Lineage: Eukaryota; Metazoa; Arthropoda; Insecta; Coleoptera; Coccinellidae. The transcript is spliced from 7 exons. The record is from RefSeq and is a predicted model, not a curated record.